AUGUUGGGGUUCUGCAGUUCCCCGCACCGGGCGCCGCCCCUCCAUAGCCAACGGCUGCCAAGCGCGGGCCCAGCCACCCCCGCCGCCAGGGGGCGUCCGCGGGAUCCCGGCGGGAGCGCGCGCCACGUGGUCCGGAAACGCGCUGGGCGUCGGCGUGGCGGCGAGGCCCCGCGAGCUCGGCGGGGUGCUGCGGGAGGUGAGGGCCGUGAGGGCCGUGAGGGGGCCUCGUGGGGCUGCGAGGGGCGAGGUGGGAGGCACGGACGGUGCGGACACGGGGCACGGAGCGGCUGGCCUGCGCUGCCCUCCCCCGCCAGAGGCGUCAUGUUGCCUGGGCCGCCUCGGCGGUGGGACGCGGGCAAAGAGCAGGCGCUCGAGGAACAUGGCUCCUCGGCUGGCAGUGACCCCGGGGAGACCUCGACCUUUGGAGAGGAAGCCCUGGAGGAGCCAGGAACCCCCCCGCAGGACAGCCCGCAGCCCCGGUCCCGAAGGCCCUCCUGGACCCGGAGAGAGCUGCUGCUGUCCCGGCCUCCCCCAGGCCUGGCUGUGGAUCAUUCCCCGGGAACCCCAGUAGCCCUUUCCCCUCAGAUGGCCUGGGAGGUGGCCCCCUCAAGGAUGACCGUGUUAGCACCAUGGGAUCCCAACGACAAGGCUAAAGCGGGACCCCGGCUGGUGUGGUGUUCUGUCAUGCUCCCUUCACAGGGGCCCAGCUGUGCACCUGGCACCUCCUUCUCAGGCCGGACCUUGUGUCAUCCCUCCUUGUGGCCACUGUAUGAGGCAGCCUCAGGCCGGGACCUCAGGUCCCUGGCCCCUGCAACAGGACAUCAGAAUGGAGAGCAUGAGCCCAGGGAUGCAGGGUUCCCAGUGAUGUGCUGUGAAGAUGUCUUUGUUUCAGACCCUCUGCUGCCAUGUGGGCAGCGUAUUCCCCUGUAUCUGUCUGAGGCCUCUCAACAGGUGAUGGGCUCUCUGAAGCUGCUGCUCCCACCUCCUAUCAUGUCUCCCUGGAUCCUCCGCACCCCAUCCCCUGGCUGCCCUACUGCCUGGCUCAGUGGGCCUGAGCUCAUCGCCCUGACUGGCCUCCUGCAGAUGAGCCAGGGGCCUCCUAGACCUGUGGCUUUGGAGGCUCCCACGCCCCCUGCUGGCCCCCCAGACCCUGUAUCUGAUCACCCAGACCCCAGUGGUGGCCCCAGCUGUUCUCACUGCACUGACCCAUCUGCCCCUCAAACCCCAGACACACAUUGAACAUACUCCUUCUGGGUGCAGAAUGGGUCCCCUACUCCCCUAGACAGCUUCUGUUGACAAUAAAAGUGUUGGUUUGCAAA
Messenger RNA from Acinonyx jubatus (cheetah), 1319 nucleotides. RefSeq names its product Sin3A associated protein 25 (gene SAP25). Lineage: Eukaryota; Metazoa; Chordata; Mammalia; Carnivora; Felidae. Gene Ontology annotation, biological process: regulation of DNA-templated transcription. The transcript has 6 exons. The record is from RefSeq and is a predicted model, not a curated record. The coding region runs from base 1 to 1239 and encodes 412 amino acids. Gene Ontology annotation, cellular component: cytoplasm; nucleus.